Paraphaeosphaeria sporulosa is the source of this 1269-nucleotide messenger RNA. RefSeq lists its product as uncharacterized. The coding region runs from base 1 to 1269 and encodes 422 amino acids. NCBI's taxonomy places the organism in Eukaryota, Fungi, Ascomycota, Dothideomycetes, Pleosporales, Didymosphaeriaceae. The transcript has 2 exons. The record is from RefSeq and is a predicted model, not a curated record.
AUGCUCGCGCCCAACAGGAAGAGGCUAUUGCCUCUGCUGGUCGGACUUGUACUUACGUUGUCGUUUUGUUUUCAGUACAGAAAUACGGACCGUAUCUACAUCCAAUGGACACCGUCGACUGAGACACAACAAACCAAGCUUCCCGCCAACCGCACGCUGGGUUUUGGCGGUGCGGUCGUCGUAUCGAAAGAAGGCUCCAACCGACGGCAUGCCUUUGUGCAACAAGCUAACGUCACCGAAUUCGACGUUACCAUCCCAAAGCAGCCGCAGUGGACAGAGAGCGACGUGCAAAAGUUUCGCAAUAGCCAAGAAGACGAUGUGCAGCACGGCUCAAUCCUGGCUUGGAUGGGACACCUCAACGUCCUACAGUGGUUCCUCGAUUCUGGCCUUGAGACCGCACUAGUACUCGAAGACGAUCUCGACUGGGACAUACGCCUUCGUAACAUCCAGAUCCCGCUUGCCGCAAAUGCCGCGCGUACUCUCAUGCCCCCGAAGCGAUCUCUGAGGCCUCCCACCAGACUACCGCAAAACCGCACACAGUACUGGGGCGAUCAUGGUGCUUGGGAUCUCUUGUACCUCGGUCACUGCGGAGAUUACUUCAACAGAGUCACAUACGACGGCCUAGUUUUCGACAGCAAACCCUUCACCUUGAACGAUGUGCCGCACCUCACGUACCACGACCCGACCAUGCCCCCGCGAUCGGAGCUGCACCCCCUUACCCAGCACCUGUUCAGCAUUCUAAACAUCCCCGAGCAUGGCCGCACCUUCCACCGCUCGAAGUUUCCCCUCUGCUCAUUCGCCUACGCAGUCACCCGUCCCGCUGCCGAACUCCUCCUCACUGCCCUCGCACCCCCGAAGCUUAAACCAGGGGGCCCCCGCGCAUUCGACGUCGCGCUCCUCCACGCCUGCUUGAAAGGCGCGCGAGAGACGAAUUCCAUCACAACGCGCUGGGCGAACCCAGCUUCCCAUCCCGACCGCGGUCUGCGCUGCUGGACGCUCAACUCCGAACUCUUCCACCAUGUCCCGGGCGAAAGCGAGAUCGCGAAGAUUGGGAAAGAACAUGGGGAGGAUAUCGGACAAGGAUUGUCGCCAGUUGAUUGGGCGGGUCAGGCGCAGACGAUAUUGCGCAAUGAGACUACAAAUAUCGGCUGCGGGUUUUGGAGUGGAGCUUUUGCCUUUAAGAACGGUGAUACAGAGCGCCUCGAAUUUCUCCGCGAGCAUGUAGGAAGAGAAGGGAAGUGUUUGAAGGAGGGCAGGGAUGCGGUGUAA